AUGAAGUCCUCAAUAGUUUUGCUUGCAGGUGUUGCAGCCACCUUAGCAGCCGACAUUACUGAAGCCCCAACCACCAGUACUGAUAACCCAUACACACAAUACCCAAGUGUUCCUAAGACUGCAUCCAUCAAUGGUUUUGCUGACAGAAUCUAUGAUGAUCUUCCAGCUUGUGCACAACCAUGUAUGUUCCAAAACACUGGUAUCACCCCAUGUCCAUACUGGGACACUGGUUGUCUCUGUGUCAUGCCUCAAUUUAGUGGACUUAUUGGACAGUGUAUUGCCGAUGCUUGUCGUGGUGAAGAGGUUCUGGUUGCUACAAGUUUGGCAAUUUCUAUCUGUUCUAGUGCCGGUGUAUGGGAACCAUACUGGAUGAUUCCAGCUUCUGUUUCUCAAGCUCUUGCUUCUGCUGCC
Molecule: messenger RNA, 411 nt
Organism: Scheffersomyces stipitis CBS 6054
Lineage: Eukaryota; Fungi; Ascomycota; Pichiomycetes; Serinales; Debaryomycetaceae
Product: CFEM domain-containing protein
Exons: 1
Source: RefSeq, a predicted model, not a curated record